Molecule: messenger RNA, 4674 nt
Organism: Macrobrachium nipponense
Lineage: Eukaryota; Metazoa; Arthropoda; Malacostraca; Decapoda; Palaemonidae
Exons: 7
Coding region: 124-3840 (1238 amino acids)
Biological process (GO): establishment of protein localization to chromatin; replication-born double-strand break repair via sister chromatid exchange; establishment of mitotic sister chromatid cohesion
Cellular component (GO): Scc2-Scc4 cohesin loading complex
Molecular function (GO): chromatin binding
Source: RefSeq, a predicted model, not a curated record
GACAGACAAACAGACUACCUACCGAGUGCAGGAGAAAGCUACACGUCCCGGGGAACUCCGCACCUAUAAAAGGAAGCAGCGUGCAACAGACUGAGACAGUUUUCAUUUGGACAGAGAGACAGAAUGGCGCGCGGCACGUGGCCUCUGGUGCUGCUCUGUGGGAUACAGUGUGUGGUGAUCGCCAUUCCAUUCAAUGAUGCCGCUGGAGCACCACAGCUGGAGAGUGAAAUCCGGCAGGCUCGCCAAAAGACUGUACAGGAAGACUUCAGUAAGGGGUUCAGCAAAGAUUUUGCAGCGGAUAUGCCCACAAAGGAAUUUCUUGGCAAUUUUCACCAUGGCCGACAAAAACGACAAGUGGGGGUCACUUCAGCUAUCGAUAACAUACUGAACUCCCAUUAUGAGCCAUCUCUGGCAACUGACCACCUACAAGCACUGCUCACUCGUAACAACUUCCGCCGUCCUGCUAGAGACUCUACAGGACCUGUUCCUGUAGUACAGCCCCAGCCUCCGAAGACUCAGUCAUUCCAGCCCGACUUCAGAACGCAGCAACAGUCCCAGCCUCCAAGGACUCAGUCAUUCCAGCCCGACUUCAGAACGCAACAACAGUCCCAACCUCCGAGGGCUCAGUCAUUCCAGCCCGACUUCAGAACGCAACAACAGUCCCAACCUCCGAGGACUCAGUCAUUCCAGCCCGACUUCAGAACACAGCAACAGUCCCAGCCUCCGAGGACUCAGUCAUUCCAGCCCGACUUCAGAACGCAACAACAACGGCAGCCAACUUCUGUGACACGACCACAAAGACAGCCACAGACUCAGCCAACAAGCUUUAGGCCAUUUACCCCCAACUUCAGUUCACAGCAGCGCCAACCUCCUCCGCCCGCUCAGAAUUUCUCUCCAAAUCAGCCUGAUUUCUCAGCCCAGCGAGGUCGAACUGGAGGGAAUGAAUUUGGCUUCCGGUCAAGCCCGCGUUCUCCUUCUAGGGCGCGUUCUCCUUCAAGACCAGCAAAUCGUCCACCUCAGAUUGCUUCUCGAAAUGAUGCACCUAGACAAGAACCAUUUCCCUCAGCAACAUUUGCCGGUCAACAAUUUGCAAGGCCUUUCCCAGCAUUUGAAGACUUUUCCCAGCCCCAGAGCCAAUCUAGAAAGAAGCGUCAGAUUGCACAGGAGGAAGGGGUAUCACAAAAGCUUACUGAAAUACUAAGCACCCCCUACAAGGGUAGUAUUCCUAAUUCCUUAAGCUCCCUUUAUGAUAGGAAUGAUAGAUUUCAAAGGAAAGCUCAGGUAAAUGCUGCACCUCCAAGCAUUCAAGCAAUUGAAACUACAGUCACUGAAAAUCAAGAGGCUACAUCAUCAGCAAAUCCCUUUGAAAUUCCUUUUGCAAUACCAAAUUUCUUUGAAAAGUUUGGAAUUCAGAAGAGAAGUGCAGAUGUAGCAGCAAGGAGGCAGGGCAUUGCUGAUGCACUUGAUGAUAUUAUUCAGGCCCCUUAUCAAGGAAGCGUGCCUUCAUCGAUUGAGAGUUUGUUUAAUCUGAACAAAAAUCGAUUUGUGAGGAAAACAAAACCUUCGACCAACAUAAAUCUUAUAUCUCAGCCAGGUCCUCAAGGCCAGAGUGCAACACAGCUUACUCCAUUGGCCUCAGACGACCCAUCAGUUGCAGCAGGGAGACUUGUGCCCAAUUCACAAGACCCUUCUGGAUAUAGCGUCAAUUUGGGUUCCAGCCACAUAUUUUACAGAACAAAUCAUGGCAGGCAAAGACGUUCUGCAGUUCGCAGGCAAUCUAAACCUCAUUAUGUGGUCAGAAGGUUCCCACUUAGGAGAAUCCAGUCUAACCAUUUAAGGUCUCACAUUAAAGGAGUAAAUUCUCCCGUCAAGGACCCAGAGCAUGACUCUAAAAGAAACCUUAAUAAACCCCCUGGAGGAAAAUCAGAGGAAUAUCAAAGACAUAAUACUCUUGAUAUUGCUUCAGUAGAUGUCAUUAAACCUCUUGAUUUCAUGUCAAAUUUCAACACUCCUUUUGAAAUUGAAAUUGACAUUGAAGAUCCGCACAACUUAGAAGCUAUCUCAACAUCCGAGGAACUUGGAGUGCGACCCAGUCAGAGGCAACGACAAACUGUACAAAACCGGCCUGCCGUUCCCUUCCAUGGACGACCUCGACCCCAACCAUUCACAGCUCCAGGUUUACGUCCUGGCCCAUCACCGCCAGCCUACAUUUUACCAGCUUCCUCUACAGUUCGUGCCCCAAGGCAUUUAAUCAUGGAGAACAGACGCCUGCCAAAGGCUACACGACAGCUAGACAUUCCAAUCCACCGCAGGUCUAUGGAUGUUGCAGAGAGCGGACAUUCCAUACACAAAGUUUCUCCCGACAACCCAGCAGCCAGGGAGGACAGCCAAGGCUUCAUGGAAGGAGUACCCCAUCGUUUCCCAUCAUUUUCAGAAGUCGGUGGGUUUGGCCCCAUGCCUGCCAAGAAGGACAAUGUAGGUACUGACAGCUUCAUGGUAGAAUUUAAACCACCAGUUGAGGUAGAAAUCCCAGACAUCCAGGAUAACCAACCCCAAUUCAAUCUUCCCCAAUUCACACAGCAGAAACAAGAGAUUUCGGCCCCACACCCCAACAGCAGAAAUGGCCAGAAACUGGAGAGAACCAAGAGGGCCAAUGAAUUCGACGCAGCAGAUGACAUCUCAUUAGCUCCCCAGAAGAGGAUCAAAAGAGUUGACCCCAUCCCCCCAACCAACUCCCCAGCAGAAUCGAGAAACCUCCACGACAACCAAGCAGCUUAUUCAGACAUUCCCUUCGAUUUCCAGCCAUUUCCAGAUUUCCAGUAUCCAGUUUUCCAGUAUGAGAAAAUCAGGCCCACCAUAACCCCGAGCAGGGAAUAUAAUGUUUCACCAUAUCCCGCCAGAGGAAUCAAUAGGAAAGUUGAGGUUCGCACAUCCGACGACGAUUUCAUCGUCCCAGAGAGCCAGAGAUUCUACCCAAAUUUUAACCCCCGAUUCACCCCAAGUCACCAGGGUCCAUCCACCCAGUCGUUCUAUCCGUCCACCCUCCCUACACCAAGAGGACCUGCCCCCAGAACUGCGAGGUUUAAUGGCCAUGGGCCUGGCUUCAGAGAAAGUUCGGGGUUCAGAAACAACGCAGGCUUUAGAGAUUUCCACGACACGUUCUAUGGACCAGGAACGCGGGAGGCUGUCAACAGGCCAGAGUUCGUUUUCCCCAGCAGCAAGAGACCUUUGCAUCCUGAAAAUGAACCACUAGACAAUACCUUGCUUGGAUCAGGGAACUUCGAAGUUUUGAAAGGUGGCACAUUUUACGAUGAAGAUGACCCACACAUAUAUGACGGUUACGACCACGACCAACUCUUGCACGGAGAUUACUAUGGGUCGCAUUCCCCGUCCAACAGGCCUCACACAAACAACCACGUCGAUGAUUUCUUUUCCAACUUCAGGGACUUCUCCGAAUUUGCAGCCAGGAGGUCUGAUGAAGGAGAAGGAGUGGAUGAUCACUCAUUCUUUGGUUCUGAGCAAAUCAGUCAUGUGGUCAAUAUCUCUCAGCCAUAUUCGCCUGUUGUGUUUGCUAAUGAAACCUUCCCGAGUGAUGAGGGUUUGGCGCAGGACGGCGCCGAUAAAAAGGAACUGUCCAAAACGCCAGACCCCUCACAGGCCAAAGAGGUACCCAAAGCGCCAAGCAAAGAAAACACAAAACAAAAGCAACUCAAGCUACACAGGCAGCCAAAGAACAUUCAAGAAGUAAUGGAAGACUUAGAAGCUUCCGAAUCAAGUGAUAACGCUGUAGUAUCGUCUUCAUCCACGGACGAAAAAGAUCCUAUGAUGGCUAUGUUCUAGCAUGUAGUACCUAGAAAACUCUAUCAACUAGACCCACCUCAAUUUUAUUUAAAUAUAUAUCACUUUAAGGAAGUCGUUGUCAUUAAGAAAAAUGUGUACUAGUCUUUAUAAUAUCUGUUAUUUACAAAUGAGUGUUAAUACUAAGGCUCCUGGGACGAAUAAAGGAAAGAUGUGCACAUCAGAUGCAAAUAAGUGAUCAGUGUGAAUGCAUAUAGGCCUAACGCAUGUUUUCCUUACGUAUGCAACUGAAAGAGUUCUUCUGCCUCAGUCAGGCGCCUUCCCGUUGAGAGGUGCUGCUCGUAGUUGAAUGGAACUGGAUUCUGGAAUGUGAGUCCUGAUCUCUUCUUGUUUCGUGUGGUCAGUCGUUGUCUUAUUGAAGUGUGUGUGUGUUUUGACAAUAACUAUAAAACGUUGUUAUGUAUUAGUAGUAGUGUUUAUCAGUGGUUUGCUCCUAGAAUUAUAUUGUUGGAACUUGUAGUUUAGGUGAUUUUUUUGUAUCCUGCCGGAUUCUCGUCAUUCACCAAGCUAUAUUUUUUUGUUGUCCUUGUUUGUUAACUCCUUCUUUCUCAAGCUGGCCUUGAGAAAUUCUACCUCUCAGUGAGAAAAGAAGUUUCCGAAUUACAACAGAAUUUAAUAGGUUUUGCGUUUCUUGGACUGAUUUUGAACUGUCUCUGAUAAUCAAGUUAUACAGACAGAAUUUCUUCCCUCAUUGCAGAGUUACUAUAAUACUUUAUUGCCAAAUGAUAUAUUCUCACCAUUUCGACUUUUAUGAAUGUCAUAAUUGUCCACUGCACUGUAUAAAUAUCUACUGCAAUAAAAUGAUCAAAAUCCUAA